AUGAAUCCAUCAACGUUGGCUGCUAGUUUUAUGUUUAACAAUACGCCGAGUUCAAGUGCGGCUAGUAGUACAAUGUACCGGUUGGCCAACUUCAUGGAAUUUUUCUUUGUUGCACACCCAGAUUCUGGCCGUAAAGAAGGUGAAGAAAGCGAACGUAUUUUGUAUUUUGAUCCUGCUAACGAAAGUCUUGAUAAACAGACACAGAUAACGGGUUUUGCCGAAGCAGUUGUGAAUUUUACUAAUAAUUUUGUGGAUGAGAGUGAAGAGAAUGAAGCAGAGUUUCCGUUUCGUUAUGUAAACACUUCCAAGCAGUUGCACGUUUACAUAUUAGUAGAAUCGGAAAAUUUUAUCAUGGGGAUCGGAAUGAACAAGGCUCUCUGUUCGAUGCAGGACUAUACCCUGCAUGCUCCAACCAUUAAAUCAGUCUUAAUUACUGCAUAUUGCAUGUUCCGACUUUUUUUUGGUUCAUUCUCGCAACUAAUUUUUGUUGAUAAGCAGCGUCUCAAAGAUAGGCUGAAAUAUUUUUUCUCAAGAUAUCUCUCUCUUCUUCGCCUUUACCAGAUGCCUUUGGUCGACUUGUUUCGUGGCGUAGACUUCCUCCCUCUAGAUAGUGUGAACUAUUUGAGGGUGGAAAAUCUUAUCGGUCAACUUAAGGAGGCUUUUCCACAAGUUGCAGAAACGAUGUUUCUUUACCAAGAACGCUUGCUUUCAUAUUCGGUCCCAAAGUCAGACCUUCCAGUACUGUUUCAAUAUUUGACUCAAAAUUUGCUCCAUAUGUCGUUAAGAGCGGAACUGCAACCAAAAAACCCUGGAAGGCAUGAUGCUGUUCACCAUCAAGGGAGGUUUUUAACAGGAGCAACAGAUUUCCCUGUAGAAGCCAUGAUCGCAAAGGCUCAAGAAGUGAAAUUCCCUGUUGUUUAUUUUUCAGACGAUGAAGAUCAUGACAAAUUAACUCCUUUUCAGCUGGCAUUUGAAUGGUUUCUACUUCAGAUUGUGUAUCGAGCAUUAAACGCAUCGCUAUGUUUAUUUUUGCGUUGUAGUGCUGAAGCGUCAUUCUUACGAGAUCUGGAUGCUAUGUUAGGACCUGAGUUAAGUACUAUAGCAUCACAAAUCGGUGAUUCAUAUGUUACUCCCGCAAACGAAUUAUCUGCAGAAAAAGAUUUUCAUUUCUUAUAUUAUAAUCCAGCUAGCUUGAGCCUGAAGACUAGUUUCUAUGAACCGACAGGAGAAACAGCAAGGGCUGUAAAUGUUCCUGCCUUGCCAGUUUGUGUUUACAAAUUAGCUUGUGAUGUAGUGGAUGAGUUUUUGGACGACAAGGAUUUUGGGGAGGUUACUGUGAAGUCGGAACCUGACUGGUGGAUCUCUGGGAAACGAACCAACGGUCGCUUGUUGCUACUGAUAAUUCAUAAUCCGUCUUUUGCGUCUCUUACCGAAGUCCAGCAACACGUAUAUAGCAUUAUUAAAACUCACUUUGAUUCGAUUUUUUUGACUUGA
This is a messenger RNA of Enterobius vermicularis (human pinworm), 1494 nucleotides long. The record is from the annotation of a GenBank genome assembly. Lineage: Eukaryota; Metazoa; Nematoda; Chromadorea; Rhabditida; Oxyuridae.